AAGUGAAUUCUGCACGUUUUUAGUUGAUAAUUUGACAGGGAUGUGUUUGGAAGAUUCCUAGAUGCAUUCAUGGAGAACGUUAUUGGAGCUAGACUGGCUUAUGUUGCUCUGAAAAACAUGUUGAGCCUAUGAGUACAACUUAAUCGCUUGCGGGAAGGUCUCCGGAGGUCAAUCUUUCUUGGAUGUUUUCACGUGAAAACAUGGAAAACCAUCAAACUGUGAUGGUAUCCUGAAACGGUUUAGUGUAUUGGGAUCUCAUCCAUAAACUGAAGCUUCAUAAUCUCAUUGGACACUUGUAUCAUCUAGCGUGAUGCAUGGGUUCCCGUGCUCAGUGCUACAGUACUGUUUCGGUGGUCCUCCAGAUGUUUCUGCUGAUUCUGCUCCAUACCUGGACCCUGAAAUCUCCAAAACUGGACCAGAUACUGCCAUGGGCCUGGCUGUUCUCACUCAGCCUGGUCCAAUAAUCCCUGUGCGGACUGACAGCCAGCCUUCAUUUAGCUGCGUCUCCGUCCAGAUGAAGACUAAUGGGACUGACUCCAAAACCAAAAAACUGGACACAGAGAACCAGGACACACUUCAUUCGUAUCCAACCUCAGAAGGGCUCUCAGAAGAAGACGAUGCCCAGGAUAAGAGCCCUGUUGUGGACACAAAACGGCCACAUAUUCCUCGUCCAUCUAUCAUCAGGCCACAAAAGGAACACCAAAUCCAGGACAGCCUGCCAGUCAGAACAGAUUAUGUUGAGCCAGAGGAUGGACCGUUAUCAGGUACAGAAAACACACAUACACACACUCCAAGGACAGCGAAGGAUGGACAGUUAUCAGAAAAACCACACAGGUUACCUCUGCUCCUUUUCCUCUCAGAGUUGGAGAUUUGGAGAGGAAAUCUAUUCAAGUACACAGUGGAAAAAGCAGUUCUGCUGCCUUUGUGGAAAAUUUAA
Messenger RNA from Carassius auratus (goldfish), 937 nucleotides. RefSeq lists its product as uncharacterized. The record is from RefSeq and is a predicted model, not a curated record. The transcript is spliced from 2 exons. The coding region runs from base 311 to 937 and encodes 208 amino acids. Lineage: Eukaryota; Metazoa; Chordata; Actinopteri; Cypriniformes; Cyprinidae.